UGACCGAUAAGUUUGACAGUUAAAGGCUGGAGUGUUUACAAAUUAUCCCGAGGUGGUGGUACUUGCUAACAUAAGCCACUAACGCAAUUUUCUAUUGUUUAGGUUCGGCUGCAAGCGUUCUUAUACCUACUAAAGAUGUCAUCCUUCGGCGGAAUUAAGUUGCCGAGCCGCCUCCCGUUGCUUUUGACCCACGAAAGUGUUCUCCUUCCUGGCUCGACUGUUCGCUUCAACGUAGAUACUCCUCGGAACAUGCACUUGAUCAAGCAACGUUUGCUCAAGGGGACUUCGCUCAAAAGCACCAUUAUUGGAGUGAUUCCCAACACCAGAGACCCCGCGAAGGAUGCCGACGACCUCCCCACUUUGCACAAGAUUGGCACAGCUGGGAUUGCAGUUCAGGUAGUGGGCAGUAACUGGCCAAACCCACACUAUAGCCUUCUCAUCACUGGAUUGUGCCGGUUUAGUGUGUCAAGCCUGCUGACGGAACGACCAUUUAUUCUGGCUGAGGUGGAGCAGUUGGAACAGUACACCACUCCAGCAGAGGGUGUCUCGGCAGGAGAUGGAGAGCUGGAGGAAUUGUCACAAAUAUUCUACCAGACAGCUCUGCAGUUGUUAGGUAUGCUGGACAUGUCUGUUCCAGUAGUGGCCAAAUUCAGACGUCUUUUGGACAACCUUCCCAAGGAAACUCUGCCUGAUGUUGUUGCCUCCAUGAUCCGCACUUCAAACAAGGAGAAAUUACAGGUACUGGAUGCCGUUAGCUUGGAGGAGCGUUUUAAGAAAACAUUGCCCAUGCUCACCAGACAGAUAGAAGGAUUUAAAUUGGUGCAGAAGACACGGAAAAUGUUGCCGGACCCAGAAAAGACGGUGCUAUCCGUGUGUAAAAGUGGGAUGUUUCCGGGGCGACAUUUCAAUCUGAAUGAGGAAGAUGAGGAAGAGGAGAGUGAUGAUACAGCCUCCCUGGUUAGGAAAGUUCAUGCGGCCAACAUGCCGGAUGCAGCUCUCAGAGUUUGCUUAAAAGAGGUCAAAAGAUUAAAGAAGAUGCCGCAAUCCAUGCCUGAAUAUGCCCUCACUCGAAACUACUUGGAUUUGAUGGUAGAGCUUCCAUGGAGCAAAAGCACCAAAGAUUGCUUGGAUAUCCGAGCUGCCCGGACAUUGUUGGACAAUGACCACUACGCAAUGGACAAGCUAAAGAGACGAGUAUUGGAGUACCUGGCUGUCAGACAGCUGAAAGCUUCACUGAAGGGCCCGAUCCUAUGCUUUGUGGGACCACCGGGAGUCGGUAAGACCAGCGUGGGGCGCUCCAUCGCUAAGACUCUAGGCAGAGAGUUUCAUCGCAUCUCUCUUGGGGGUGUUUGUGACCAGUCGGACAUCCGAGGACACAGGCGUACGUAUGUAGGCAGCAUGCCGGGCCGCAUCAUCAACGGUUUGAAGAUGGUGGGUGUCAAUAAUCCAGUUUUCCUCCUGGAUGAAGUGGAUAAACUGGGGAAGAGUAUGCAAGGAGACCCUGCAGCUGCACUGCUAGAGGUACUUGACCCGGAGCAGAACCACAGCUUCACAGACCACUAUCUCAACGUGGCUUUCGAUCUCUCUCAAGUGCUCUUCAUCGCCACGGCCAACACCACUGCAACCAUCCCCCCAGCCCUGCUGGACAGAAUGGAGGUGCUGCAGGUGCCCGGAUACACGCAGGAGGAGAAAGUGGAGAUAAGUAACCGGCACCUGAUCCCUAACCAAUUGGAGCAGCACGGAUUAUCAACUAAGCAGCUGCAUAUACCUCCAGACACCACCAUGGACAUUAUUAACAGGUACACACGUGAGGCUGGUGUACGCUCACUGGAGAGGAAAAUUGGAGCCGUCUGCCGAGCCGUUGCUGUAAAGAUCGCUGAAGGCCAAACACAUUCUAAGAGUGAAGAAUUGACUCCAGAGGAUCACACACAACAGGGAGAGAAGGCAGCCCCCCCGGCGAUGCCAAUCAUAAUAGACCACAGGGCUCUUAAAGACAUCCUGGGAGCUCCGCCCUUCGACAUGGAGGUGUCGGAGCGGCUUACACUACCUGGAGUGGCCCUGGGCCUUGCCUGGACUCCUCUGGGUGGCGAGAUCAUGUUUGUGGAGGCCAGUCGAACAGAGGGCGAGGGUCAGCUGACUCUCACGGGUCAGCUAGGCGACGUCAUGAAGGAAUCGGCGCAUCUCUCCAUCAGCUGGCUUAGAGCUAACGCUAAACGCUACCGGCUCACAAACAUGGUGGGGGCUCCGGACCCUUUAGAAGGGACGGACAUCCAUCUUCACUUCCCUGCUGGAGCUGUGACCAAGGAUGGCCCAUCUGCUGGCGUUACCAUAGUAACCUGCCUGGCAUCUCUCUUCAGUGGACGACUGGUCCGGUCAGACGUCGCCAUGACCGGAGAGAUCACGCUGAGAGGCCUGGUUCUUCCGGUGGGCGGUAUUAAAGACAAAGUGCUGGCAGCUCACAGGGCGGGCGUCAAGCGAGUCAUUGUGCCCAAACGUAACGAGAAGGACCUGGAGGAGCUUCCGGCGAAUGUGCGAGACGGCCUGGACUUUGUCACCGCAGCCGACCUGGACCAGGUGCUGAACGCUGCUUUCAACGGAGGCUUUCCCGUGACAGAAGAUAUGGGUCAACUCCCUCAGCUCAGCAGCAAGCUGUAGCGUGGCUCAUUGGUACGACCCUCCAGCAUGCAUGCAAACAAACUCCCAAGUUUCCAUGUGUCACCAGUCACCAAUUCAAGGCUCCUUCUAUCAAUAAAAUAAAAUAUGCUUGCUUUUUACAUGUAAAAUGGAAAGCAAUUGCUCAUUUGAUGUAUUGUUAUAUAUUUCAUUAUAUAAUUUUGGUCCCAGAAUCUUGCACACAAAAAAAAUCACAUUUCGUUUUGUUUUGUUUCAUUUAUUUCAAACGUGGAAAAAAAUAGGAUUACUGUACACAAAUGAAAAGACGACAAAAUACAUGCAUAUAUACAUAUAUACACAUACAGACAUACAUAUAUAUAUAUAUACACAUAUAUAUAUAUAUAUAUAUAUAUAUACAUAUAUACAUACACACAUACACAUUCAAAAUAAUCACACAAAAUGCAUACAAAUAAAAAGUAAAGGCCAUAAAUGAUUUAAAACCAUGACAAGGGAGUACCGUUUUUUUCCAUGUAUAAUGCGCCCCCAUGUAUGAUACACACCGUAAAAAUGGCAUGUCGAUGCUGGAAAAAAGCCUGUACCCAUGUAUAAUACGCACCCGAGUUAUGACUUUUUUCUUUUUUUUUUUUAAAGUCCCAAUGAUCGUCACACACGCAUCUGGGUGUGGUGAAAUUUGUCCUCUGCAUUUGACCCAUGCCCGUGUGAUUUUGAUCCAUCCCCUGGGGGAGAGGGGAGCAGUGAGCAGCAGCGGCGCCGCGCUCGGGAAUCAUUUGGUGAUCUAACCCCCCAAUUCCAACCCUUAAUGCUGAGUGCCAAGCAGGGAGGCAAUGAGUCCCAUUUUUAUAGUCUUUUGUAUGACCCGGAUGGGUUACUUAAGUCCGUAAACGUAAAAUUAUUUCAGAAAAAAGAUCAUCUUUGGGAACAACCGGAUGUUAUUCUGCCGUAUGUUAUUAAAUUGUUGUAACAUGAUUUUCUUCAAAAAAAAAAAAAAAUUGUACCCAUGUAUAAUGUGCACCCUAGAUUUUAGGACAAUAAAUUAGUUAAAUUUUGCGCAUUAUACAUGAAAAAAAACGGUAUUUAUACAAUGCUAAUUUCACUUAUUCCGGGGGGGAGUGAAGAAUUAAUUGGUUGAUUCCAACUUGACUUGAAAACAUCUUAAAAAAAUCUCUAACAUUGUGACUUUUUCUUUCCUUUCCACACAGCAAUACAAUACAAUACAAUUUUGUACAAGCAGAAAUCCCUUGUGACAAAUCCCAGCAAACUGUUCUAAAAGAAUGUUACGUGAGGGAUAUGGGCAGAAAGAACAGUUGACAGGAUCGUGAAGAACAUCCAUGUUUUGUGUUAUUCAUCAGCCAGUGACCCCAUGGCGUCUUCACCUCAAAGCUGUCAUCUGGUUUGAGGCUUGAAAAUCAAAUAUUUUGAGCUUCUUUGUUCCUUCAUCAGAAACAGAGGGAGAGUGUUUCUUUAUCAUGACAAGUACAUUACUUCAAAUUAAAUCAGACACAUACAAUGCUAGAAGGGUUCUGGGAUAGGAAAAGUCAAUUGGAAUAGGCUUUGGCACACCCCCAACUAACCAGUGCACCAUCAUGCUGGUAAUGUAUGAAUCUUGAUUCAAUCAUUUCGAUUUCUAUUCUCUCAAUAUAUUUUCCAUACAUAUGGUCUACAUACGCCUCAAGUGCAUAUGAAUUGCCAGACCCAUCUUUCCAUUGUACAAAUCAAAGCACAAAAAUGUGCCCACUCCCACCAUACAUAAUCAUUUCUGACCAGAACCAUAUUUCUUCCUCUUGAACACAUCCUUCAAGGUCAUAACAUCAAAUAUGUUUCGACAGGUUUGACAUUCUGUUACGGAUGCCCCCUCCCAAAAAUGCAUGACUGUAUUUAUGUCUGAGUUAGCUGCUCCUCAAUGAUCUAUCCAGUAUAUAAAGUCGCUAACAUUGUCAUGGGCGGUGGUGUGCUGUGGAUAACAACCCCCCCCCCCCCCUCCCCUCUCUUGCUGAAAUAAUUCCCAGACAGUCCUUGAAGUUUUGCAAACUUUAUGCUCCUCCAUCACAGCAGAAAGUCUCAAACAAACUUGCCCAUUAGCCCUCAUUAGAAACCCUAACUCGAGUGCAGGGUUAGGGAAUCCUGGUCCCACGAGAGCCAUAACCGGCCUCUUUUCCCAAGUCUUCCUACUGCAACACACCAGAUCUAGAUGAUCAGCUCAUCUGUAGAAUCCUGAAACCAUUCUGAUCAUUUCAAUCACGUGUUUUGCAGCAGGGAGACGUAAAAAAAACAGGCCAGCCAUUGGUCACGUGGGUUCCCUCACCCUGUUGUCAUAAAUCCCUACUUUGAAACCCUAAUAUUGACAUAAAGCACUACUUUGAAAUGCUAUCCAGGUUUGGCAGCUGGAAGUCUAUAAAUACACAAUCCCCGACAAAUAUAAUGGAGCAUAAAAAAUAUUUUAGGCAAAGGUGCUGUGUGCUGUGGAUGCCUUCCUUAGGUGGGUGUCCGUCCAUAGCCAACAAGUGUGCUCUACCGCUAAAUAAUAAAUGUUACAAAUACAAUUAUUUUCCAAUUUCGCGGACCACCUGCAAUGCCGCCACGGACCACUAGAGGGCCGCGGACAACCGGUUGACAAUGGCUGCGCGACUGCAUUGCCUCUGAACAAACAUCAGAUUCAUUUGCCCUUUGAACAGUUUGCCAUGCACGCUAUGGGGUGUCUUUGAAUUCAUUUCUCUCCUUUUCCACGCUUUUCUCUUGCCAACAUUCUGAUCCAAAAUUGAUCUUGGUUUUGGCCCUUCUAGAGAACAACUUAUUUAAUUCACCUUGUACAAGUCUUUAUUUUUGUGUGAAUUCCUGCCUUGAAGAAAAACAAACACAAUGCGAAUCAUAGUUUUCAAAUAAGGCUUGGGCCCUGGAGAAUAAAUUGCGUAAAUUUCCAACACUCUCCAUACUCAUUUCAAGAACCUUGGAAGAUUUCAACAUUUUCUGGCAACACAGUCUUCUUGUUUUUCAUUCUCAGAUGUUUCCACCUUGAAUGUGACCCGUGCUUUGUCUUUUCAGGCCUUUAUUCAUUGAGAUAUCUGGCUGUACAUUUGAGAUGAUGUUGGUCAACUGUCCAAAUACAUUACUAUUGGUUUUUCUUUUUCUUUUUUUUUAACACCGUCGUGCUGCCUUGGUCAUGCCGCGCCGCUGCCCAGCAUCAGGUUUCCAUGACAGUAUUAUUUUUAAACAGUCUGUGGGUGUCUGUGGUAAUAACAGGAUCAAUUUUAACCUGCCUGAGUGCACGCGUGUGGUGUGAGGGAUUGAUUUUAAUUCAAAGACCUUCAGGGUUGUUUUUUCUGUUUGAAAACUGAUACACAAUGAGUGUGUGACUGAUCAAACAAUGUACGUACUACUGUCCAAAUAAUGGACACUUUUUCCAUCUGUCCUCAAUUUUAUUGUAUUUGCAACACGAUCAACAAUAAAGGAUUUGUAUUCAA
Messenger RNA from Syngnathus typhle (broad-nosed pipefish), 6092 nucleotides. RefSeq names its product lon peptidase 2, peroxisomal (gene lonp2). Lineage: Eukaryota; Metazoa; Chordata; Actinopteri; Syngnathiformes; Syngnathidae. Gene Ontology annotation, biological process: protein processing; protein catabolic process; protein targeting to peroxisome. Gene Ontology annotation, molecular function: ATP-dependent peptidase activity; ATP binding; ATP hydrolysis activity. The record is from RefSeq and is a predicted model, not a curated record. The transcript is spliced from 17 exons. The coding region runs from base 136 to 2655 and encodes 839 amino acids. Gene Ontology annotation, cellular component: peroxisomal matrix.